Poecilia reticulata (guppy) is the source of this 1758-nucleotide messenger RNA. RefSeq names its product osteocrin (gene ostn). Gene Ontology annotation, biological process: hormone-mediated signaling pathway. The record is from RefSeq and is a predicted model, not a curated record. Gene Ontology annotation, molecular function: signaling receptor binding. NCBI's taxonomy places the organism in Eukaryota, Metazoa, Chordata, Actinopteri, Cyprinodontiformes, Poeciliidae.
AAACGUUCAACAUGGUGAACUCUGCUCAAGUCAGGUAAAGCAGGUAGAUCACGUCACUGAUAAAACGUGAACUGAUGGUGGGAGGUUUGAGUGCAGGUCUUCCUGCUGGGACAUCUGAUGCCUCCACAUCCAGGCGCUGAGGGAACGGCCGUGCUUGGGAAGCAGACGGGAGUCCGACUGUGUUUAUUUUAAAAGCGGACUUCCAGGAGGAGGCGAGGUGUGACCGAUCCCAGGAGAGCUCUUUAUCAGGUAAUGGACCUGGUGAUCAAACAUCUCACACAGAGUGGAAAAGAAGCAAGGGAAGUCGUCGUGUCACAGGAGGGAAGGGUCUGGAUUGGACAGGAGGCUCCGGAGCAGCUGCUAUAAAACCUGAAGCUGCAGGAAGACAGAAACGCAGAGAAGACGACGGACAGCAGAGUUUUAUCUCCAGAAUCAAGAUGCGGCUCUGCAGCCAUCUUCUGAUCUUCUGCCUGCUGCCCAUCAUCCUGCAAUGCAGCGUCCUUGGAGUCCAACAGCAGCCGGCUCAGCACAUAGACUGGCCCGGGCUGAGGGCGCUGGCCGUCCUGUGGCGCCGAACAGGAAGGAUGAAGCCCAGACUGGAGCUCAGCGCCAAACUCCUCCGAACAGACGACCUGAUGAUGAUGAUGGAGAAUGACGUGACCGAGCCCCAGAGGAAGAGGAGUUUCCCUGGGAACAACGCCCCGCUGGACCGGCUGUCCGUGGGCUCCAUGGAAACCAGACAGGGCAAGAAGAAGCAGAGCAAGGUGGCGGAGUCGCCACGGCGACGAAGCAAUCCGCCUCCCAUCGACCGAGUCGGAAUGAGCCGUCUGCCGACGACUCGAGGAUAGCAACGACGCCCUCAUCUGGACAGGAAUCCAUUGUCAUCUCUCUUCAGUCGAGUCCCUGCAUAAAUACCAGCCAACCACCUGGUCACCUCACCUGGACACGCUUUAAAUGAUGGUGCAUUCAGGUGCAGCUCAAUAAACUCAGGACCAACAGCUCAAGUCUUAAGGAGACAAACUUCUUCACAAAAACACAGAAUUCAUGAGGAUAUUACAUAAUUUCAUGCAUUUUAAUGAAACUUUAAUGAAAUGAAAGCAUCGAAUUGUAUCGAAUUAUUUUAGGCAAAAAUUAUGAGAAACACCCAAAAUAUUCAAAUUCGACAACAAAGUAUAAAUAUAAAUAAAAAUGUUUAAUACCAGAACUGAUUACGAUGACCUGAACACCUUAAGUUAUUAAUCUAUUAACGGUGUUAGAAAAAUACCUUUGGUCAAUAAUGUGAUUUAUUUAGAAAAGCUCAUUUUGGUGCAACAACAGUUCAAAAUAACAAACCAAAUAACAAAAUAAAUCUUUCACAAAAUGUUAAUUAGCUACAGAUUUUAAGAUUUAUUUCACUCUAAAUCAUCAGGUCCACAUUUAUUGUUGCCGUUAGGGCUGAUCUUGGUUCAGACCUUUUGGCUGCACCUGAACGCACCAUCUCCGGCUCUCCCUGCUUCACCUGACUGGAAGCGACCGCCGCCUCGACUCGAAACGCCCGACACGACUGGAGCCUUCCAGCUUUCUGCUCAAGUCUCUUUUUAAUGUUGCAGCCGGACGCAUUUCUGCUGCAGCACAGAAACACACCGACGGGAGGCUGCAGCCGGUUUUGUUCACAGGGCGAUGUUAAAUCUGCCAAACAGUUCUUGACGGAUUUGUUUUUUAAAUUUUCUCUUAUCAAAUAAAGUAAAGAUGUAAAUUCAGAAAUGUCAUCUGAAAAAG